Molecule: messenger RNA, 1447 nt
Organism: Canis lupus familiaris (dog)
Lineage: Eukaryota; Metazoa; Chordata; Mammalia; Carnivora; Canidae
Gene: HTATIP2
Product: HIV-1 Tat interactive protein 2
Exons: 6
Coding region: 129-857 (242 amino acids)
Biological process (GO): import into nucleus
Cellular component (GO): cytoplasm
Molecular function (GO): oxidoreductase activity, acting on the aldehyde or oxo group of donors, NAD or NADP as acceptor; NAD binding
Source: RefSeq, a predicted model, not a curated record
AGGCCCUGACGUCCGGGCCCGCGGCGCUGGGCGCGGUGGCGGCGGCGGCGGCGGCGGCGGCGGCGGCCCUGGUGGCCGCGCUGCUCCUGCUGCGGCGUGAGGACGCGGGCCCGGGGGGCGGCUGCAGCAUGGCCGGGACCCCGGCGCUGCCGAAGCUUCGAGAAGACUUCAGGAUGCAGAAUAAGUCCGUCUUCAUCCUGGGCGCCAGCGGGGAAACCGGCAGAGUGCUCUUAAGAGAAAUCUUGGAACAGAACCUGUUUUCCAAAGUCACGCUCAUUGGCCGGAGAAGGCUCACCUUCGAUGAGGAAGCUUAUAAAAAUGUGAAUCAAGAAGUGGUGGACUUUGAAAAGUUGGAUGACUACGCUUCUGCCUUUCAAGGUCAUGAUGUUGGAUUUUGUUGCCUGGGUACCACCAGAAAAAAAGCUGGGGCGGAAGGAUUUGUUCGUGUCGAUCGAGAUUAUGUCUUCAAGUCUGCGGAGCUGGCAAAAGCUGGAGGGUGCAAACAUUUUAACUUGCUGUCCUCUAAAGGAGCUGAUAAGUCAAGCAAUUUUUUAUACCUGCAAGUUAAGGGAGAAGUGGAAGCUAGGGUUGAAGAGUUACAAUUUGAUCGUUACUCUGUGUUCAGGCCUGGAGUUCUACUGUGUGAUAGGCAAGAAUCACGCCCAAGUGAAUGGUUGGUUAGGAAAUUCUUUGGCUCCCUACCAGAAUCUUGGGCCAGUGGGCACUCUGUGCCAGUGAUGACUGUGGUUAGGGCAAUGCUGAACAACGCAGUGAGCCCAAGCGGCAAGAAGAAAGAACUGCUGGAUAAUAAGGCCAUCCAUGACCUGGGGAAAGCCGACAGCUGUCUCAAACCAUGACCAUGCCGGAGAAAUGCUUCCUGUGUAAAACUCAACACCCACUGCCUAAUUGGUACUUUCAGGGUCUAAAAAAAGUUAUUGUGUUUUAACUGUGGUUUCACUAAUCUCAGCUGCCCAGAUCCAAUCAAAAACUAUUGUGAACUGCAUCAGCAGUUCAGAGCCUGGUCUUACAUCUAUGUACGUCACCCAGGGAGUUUUCCAAAGUAGAGAUUUGUAGGCUCUCCCUCAAACCUCUGAAGCAGAAUCUUCAAGGUAUGAGUACAGGAAUCUGUUGGGUUUUUUAUUUUUUAUUUUUUAUUUUUUUAUUUUUAUUUUUUUUUGGUUUUUUUUUUUUUUUAAAAGCUUCCUCUAGUGGUUCUAGUGGUUCUGGUACUUUGGGGAGAACCAGAGGCCUGGUGGGGAGGCCUGCUUUGAAAGGCUUGUCUGCAGUCAGAGCAGCAGCACAAACCUUCUAUAUUCUGCAGAUGAGGUCUGUUAUAAAACUGUCCUUCGUGUCUUUGCGUUACCUGGUGCUGACUGCUGUAUUUGUGUAAGUUUAACAUUGUGCCUUACUACUUGUUCAAAAUAUAUAAUAAAAGUUAUAUAACUGA